Molecule: messenger RNA, 1500 nt
Organism: Eriocheir sinensis (Chinese mitten crab)
Lineage: Eukaryota; Metazoa; Arthropoda; Malacostraca; Decapoda; Varunidae
Product: apical endosomal glycoprotein-like
Exons: 10
Coding region: 1-1500 (499 amino acids)
Cellular component (GO): membrane
Molecular function (GO): protein binding
Source: RefSeq, a predicted model, not a curated record
AUGGUAACGGACGUGAUGGUUACCAGCCCCACAGACUUCAGGGCCGAGGUGACGGGGGUGGAGUUCCGGGCAACUGUGCGGCCCACCAGCGGGAUUGUGGCCAUAGAUGAUAUGAUGGUGAGCCCCAGCGCCUGUCCCUCCCCGGUGACCUAUGAUUUUGAGGCCAACUCUUGCCUCUGGGAGAACAUGAAGGCAGCCAAGUGGACAAACGGCCGUGUGACUGAUGACCCAGCCCUGGCCCCCGUCUAUGGCCAUGCCCCGCCGUACAACCACACAACAGGCACUCCUUACGGCCACUACCUGUACUUCUAUGACCAAAGCAGCGACGCAGCAUCGGCAACAAUGCUCUCUGAAGUGUUUGCCACCGAGAAAGACUCCUGCUUCUCCUUCUGGGUCCACAUGUACGGAGAAAAGGUGGGGAGCCUGCAGGUGAAGUCCCAUGAGCCGGAGGCCACCAUGGUCCUCAAGGAGCUGGACAGCUCCCUUGGCCUUUCAAUGCGCAUUAACCUCAGAGUGUCCCCACAACACUGGCUGAGCCUGGACGUGCAGGGCGUGGAGGGCAGCAGCAACGUGGUGGCCGUGGAUGACCUUGACCUCUCUGCAUGGCCCUGCACCGCCAACAGCAGCAACACCUACUUCCUCUGUAAUUCCGGCCAAAAGAUACCCCAGCAGAAGGUGUGUGACUACAUCCUCCAGUGCUAUGGAGGUGAGGAUGAGGAUGUGUGUGCCACCUGCUUCUUCUAUGCAGACAUGUGUGGUUGGCAGCAGGUGGAGACAGCGGAGGACAACAGCCGUUACUGGUGGAGGAGACAUUAUGACCCUGAUCCAGAGGCCAUGCCACAUGAGACUUACCUGAGGGUGGAGACCAAAGACGGGCUGGUCGUCAACAAGCCGCGCAUCAUCACGCGCCAUCAGCAACAGCCAACCUCCCACUCCUGCAUGCUGUACAUGGGCUACCUCCUGCAGGCCUCUGGAGCUGAUCCUAGACUUGACGUGUACUAUGACCACGGGGGGUCUGACCUCACGCUGCUCUUCACCAGCCAGACCUCCUCAGCAAAAUGGCAAAGCCUCACACUGCCCCUUGGACGAAUCUCUUCACCGUUCAGUUUUAUCAUUGAGGCAACAACCUCUGGUGCGGAGAAUGAGACAAUACAUGUGGAUGAAGUGAGGCUCAGUGAGUGUGGCCCGCCACAGAACUGCACAGAGCUGCCAGACUCCUACCUUCAGUGUGAGAAUGGAGCGUGUUACCCGGAGGCAGCCAAGUGUGACUUCACGGACGACUGUGGAGACUACUCAGAUGAAGCUCUGUGUGAGGACUACAACUUACGCUGCAGCUUUGAGGACGGGAACUACUGUGGCUGGGAAGUCACCGGUGGCCUCCAGUGGACUGUGGCGCGGUCCAGCCCCUCGCCCCCUUACAGGUCUUGUGUUGCCAAUGUAAUACUAGCAGCAGCAGUACUAGGAGCUGGAAGUGUGGCUGGGGGCUUGAUGGAGUGGUAG